AUGUCUAUCCUCUCAAUCAUCUCAUCUUUCGGUACCUCAUCUGUCUCAAAGAGCACUUCAAGUUUCAAGUCAAUGGGUUCAUCUUCAAUGCAAGGAAUGAACUUUGUUAGUGGAACCACUGUUACCAGUACCACCAAGGCUAAUGCCACCGUUGACACCAACACCAAUGUCCAAGCCAACGUUGAUGCUGCCACAAACCUUUUGGUCAGACUCUAA
Messenger RNA from Cavenderia fasciculata, 216 nucleotides. RefSeq lists its product as uncharacterized. The coding region runs from base 1 to 216 and encodes 71 amino acids. The transcript has 2 exons. NCBI's taxonomy places the organism in Eukaryota, Evosea, Eumycetozoa, Acytosteliales, Cavenderiaceae. The record is from RefSeq and is a predicted model, not a curated record.